Messenger RNA from Clarias gariepinus (North African catfish), 2612 nucleotides. RefSeq names its product DEAD (Asp-Glu-Ala-Asp) box polypeptide 20 (gene ddx20). Gene Ontology annotation, molecular function: RNA binding; ATP binding; RNA helicase activity. The record is from RefSeq and is a predicted model, not a curated record. The coding region runs from base 59 to 2443 and encodes 794 amino acids. The transcript has 11 exons. Gene Ontology annotation, cellular component: SMN complex. Lineage: Eukaryota; Metazoa; Chordata; Actinopteri; Siluriformes; Clariidae. Gene Ontology annotation, biological process: spliceosomal snRNP assembly.
UAAUAAAUCCACGAAUAAGAGAAAUGAAGCGCAAGGCUCCACUCAGGUAGUGGGAAGUAUGGCGGCGUGUGUGCGGAAAGCUGCUCAUGAGAUUGAUGUCCGGACGCGAACAGAUGAUGUUCUGUCGUCUGCCGGAGUGGAGUUCAAUUCCUUACUGCUCUCUAAACCGGUUCUGGAGGGUUUGUCCGCCUCCGGCUUUCAGAGACCUUCACCAAUCCAGCUAAAGGCGAUUCCGCUGGGGCGGUGUGGACUGGAUCUUAUUGUUCAGGCUAAAUCUGGCACCGGAAAGACCUGCGUGUUCUCCACCAUUGCCCUGGACUCCCUGAUCCUUGAAAAUGCUGCCACUCAAGUUCUUGUUUUGGCGCCGACCAGAGAGAUUGCUGUGCAGAUCCAUGCAGUGGUAAUGGCCAUUGGCAGUGCCAUGGAGGGACUGGAGUGCCACGUGUUUAUUGGUGGACGGCCUGUGAGUCAGGACAAACUCCAUCUGAAGAAAUGUCACAUUGCUAUCGGAUCUCCAGGUCGUAUAAAGCAGCUGAUUGAGAUUGGAGCGCUGCUGACAGCCAGUGUUCGUCUGUUUGUUCUGGACGAGGCAGAUAAACUGCUGGAGGAGGGCAGCUUCCAGGAGCAGAUCAACUGGAUCUUCUCCUCCCUGCCAGUAAAUAAACAGAUGCUUGCACUCUCUGCAACUUAUCCAGACUCCUUAGCGCAGCAUCUGUGCAGGUACAUGAGAGAACCGACAUUUGUGCGCCUAAACCCCACUGAUCCGGGACUCAUUGGUCUGAAGCAGUUCUAUAAGCUGGUGCACUCACAUUCCCUGCCUCAUAAGAUCUUUGAGGAAAAAGUACAGAAUCUGUUAGAGCUAUUCAGUAAAGUUCCCUUUAAUCAGGCACUGGUCUUCUCCAAUCUGCAUACAAGGGCGCAGCACUUAGCAGAUGUUCUGUCCUCCAAAGGCCUGCCUGCAGUCUGCAUCUCAGGUGGUUUGAGUCAGGAGCAGAGGCUGGAGGCGAUGUCUAAGCUAAAGCAGUACCAAUGUCGAGUUCUCAUCUCCACUGAUCUGACAUCUCGGGGUAUAGAUGCAGAGAAAGUGAAUUUGGUGAUUAAUCUGGAUGUUCCUCAGGAUUGGGAGACAUACAUGCACCGGAUUGGCCGCGCUGGUCGCUUCGGAACUCUUGGGGUUGCUGUAACAUACUGUUGUCAUGGAGAGGAGGAGAACAAAAUGAUGGCCAUUGCUCAGAAGUGCAGUCUGGCUCUCAGCCUAUUACCAGAUCCGAUCCCAGCUGGACUAAUGGAAGAGCCAUGUGAUUGGAACGUGAUAGUUCAGCCUCCUUCAAAAAAUGACCUCGCUCCUUCCCUUGGAUCUAAAAUAGAAAAGAAACCGGCCAAAUCUGAGCAGACAGUCUCCAAAUCCCCCAGAGAGUCUCAGCACACACUUCCUACUAAAGAGCAGACUGAGCGUCCCAGUACAGCUAGAAUCCAAAAAUCCCAUAGUGACAGGAACAAGAGUAAAAAAUCUGCUCCUGCCCAUGACAACAUACCCAGUGCUGAAAAUCAUCCAGCUCUUACGAGGAAGGAAAUGCAGGAGGCCCUUCCUAAAAUCCCUCCCCUGCCCUCUUUUAAGUCUCAAGCAGUGAGACCCGUGUCUUUCGCUGAGGCCAUGGCUGAUUUUGAGAACUUUAUGACCUCUGGCCCUGGACGAUCAGUUGAGAUCAUAAGACAGUAUGGAACUCAUGAUGACAUAAACAUUAUGGUAGAUGCGGAGUAUAAAAACCAUGCUGACAGGGAUAGUGCUGGGACAGAAGGGGCUUGUAUUAAAUCUUCCAGUAGACAUGAAGAGCCAGUCUUAAUGGAAGGAAUUGCUCAAUCUCAGCAGUCAGUUGGUUCAACCCCUCAUCCAGUGGCCCGUAGGUGCAUGUCUGGCAGCUCUUCUUCCUCUUUAGGCAGUGAUUCCGAGAUGGAGACAGAACAGAAAACGGAUGCCUCAGCGUCCAGCUCUCUGUCCAGUGCACCACAUCUUAACUCUGGACAGCAGCACAUUGUAAAAUCAACAGAUACAGUAAAGCAACCCAUCAAGUGCAGGACAAGUUUUUCCAAAUCCCACAUCAAGACUCCACAUCCAAACAGUCAUGCUCAGCCUCGUCAGCAUUGCAAGUCAAGGUCAGUACCCGAGGAAAAGAGGGCUGGGAAGACUGCCACGGAAGGGAAAGAAGGUAGCUGGAGGAUACAGAGAAGAGCACAGGAGGAAGAGGAGGAGGAGGACAAUGAUGAAGAAGACAAACAACUCUCUCAAGAAGGGAAUGGACAAGACUAUUGGAGAGAAUGCUACCAAGCCUGGGAAGAAUAUUACAACUCUUGGAGUUCAGCCUAUUACUACCACUCACAUUAUAACUGGCUGGCUGCAUAUCGCAUGAAUGCUGUAUACAUGAUGGAAAUGAUGAAACGCUGAUUCAUGGACAAAAAUCUCACUUCUGGGGACGGGUCAAUCGGGUGACGGAUGUAAAGCACAUGUAGGAGGUCUGGAUCUGGGUGGUGCAUUAGUGCUUAAAAAAGUCUGUUAAACUGUUAAAUUAUGGCACAGUUUAUUGUACUAUUUACUAAUAAAAGCAAUAAAAUCA